Merops nubicus (carmine bee-eater) is the source of this 158-nucleotide messenger RNA. It is a transcript of the gene IER3IP1, whose product is annotated as immediate early response 3 interacting protein 1. Lineage: Eukaryota; Metazoa; Chordata; Aves; Coraciiformes; Meropidae. The record is from RefSeq and is a predicted model, not a curated record. The transcript has 2 exons. Gene Ontology annotation, biological process: endoplasmic reticulum to Golgi vesicle-mediated transport. Gene Ontology annotation, cellular component: COPII-coated ER to Golgi transport vesicle; Golgi membrane; endoplasmic reticulum membrane. The annotation marks the transcript as partial.
UUGGCUGGGGAAGCGAUCAAGGGAUUGGAGGCUUUGGAGAGGAGCCAGGAAUCAAAGCACAGCUCACGAACCUGAUUCGAUCUGUACGGACCGUUAUGAGAGUGCCAUUAAUUGCCGUGAACUCCGUUACAAUCGUUCUCCUCCUGUUGUUUGGUUGA